AUGGAUAAGACGCUAAACGCUCUCGAGCAAGACCCAAAGUGCGUCGGAUGGAUGAUCUGCAACCUAGAACACGGCACAAUCAUCAGUUCCAACGGAACUCUCGACAAUGCCCAAGACAUCGCUAACACAAUGGCUCGCGUUUUCUACCCGAUGCAAGCUCAACGAUCCACGCCCAAGCUUCAUUUUUUCACCGACGACGGCGAAGUCUUCUCCUACCUGAUGCGUGGCCAAAUAGUCGUUGUCCAAAGAGUUGGAAACAGGAAUCUCUAUCUUGAAUCAGAAGAGCUCACUCCUUCACCGAGUGAUGCCUAA
Oikopleura dioica is the source of this 312-nucleotide messenger RNA. The record is from the annotation of a GenBank genome assembly. Lineage: Eukaryota; Metazoa; Chordata; Appendicularia; Copelata; Oikopleuridae.